Microtus ochrogaster (prairie vole) is the source of this 3619-nucleotide messenger RNA. It is a transcript of the gene Ap4b1, whose product is annotated as adaptor related protein complex 4 subunit beta 1. Lineage: Eukaryota; Metazoa; Chordata; Mammalia; Rodentia; Cricetidae. The record is from RefSeq and is a predicted model, not a curated record. Gene Ontology annotation, cellular component: clathrin adaptor complex; membrane coat. Gene Ontology annotation, biological process: vesicle-mediated transport; intracellular protein transport. Gene Ontology annotation, molecular function: clathrin binding.
UUGAUGGCCUCGGCGGCUGGGACUGGAGAGCAAGGAUGCGAUAGAUCUGCCAUUCGCUGAUUUGGUAGUGAAUGCCUAACCGGGCCUAGAGAUAGUUGAGGACACCCGAGGGCAGAGCGAAUGGCCUGCGGGGUUCCGGUCGGCGCCUGAAGGGCCGUGGCCGGGCUCGCCAGAGGCCCGAGGGGUGACAUUUGUGUUCCGCCCUGGGGAAGGCACUGCCAAGUGACACCUCGCCUUUAAGGUUUUCCCUGUCCACAUUUCCUCUACUCAGGCUCCCACAUCGGGACUAGAAGGAGUCCACGGAUUCGCCACGGGUCUGUGGAAACGGCCCCGUGACUGUUGGCGAAGAUGCCAUACCUUGGCUCCGAGGAGGUGGUGAAGGAACUGAAGAAGGCUCUGUGUAACCCUCAUAUUCAGGCUGAUAGGCUGCGCUACCGGAAUGUCAUCCAGCGAGUUAUUAGGCACAUGACUCAGGGCUUGGACAUGUCUGGUGUUUUCAUGGAAAUGGUGAAGGCCAGUGCCACUGUAGAUAUUGUUCAGAAAAAGUUGGUUUAUCUGUAUAUGGGCACAUACGCACCUUUGAAACCAGACCUGGCACUCUUGGCUAUCAAUACACUAUGCAAAGACUGCUCCGACCCCAACCCAAUGGUGCGAGGACUGGCUCUACGGAGCAUGUGCAGCCUCAGGAUGCCUGGUGUGCAGGAAUAUAUCCAACAGCCUAUUCUUAAUGGUCUGCGGGAUAAGGCUUCCUAUGUCAGAAGAGUGGCAGUCCUUGGCUGUGCCAAGAUGCAUCAUCUUCAUGGAGACUCUGAAGUGGAUGGUGCUCUAGUCAAUGAGUUAUACAGCCUCCUGCGUGACCAGGAUCCAAUUGUGGUUGUGAACUGUCUGAGGUCUCUAGAGGAAAUUUUAAAACAGGAAGGAGGUGUUGUCAUUAAUAAGCCCAUUGCCCACCAUCUCUUAAAUAGAAUGCCAAAACUGGAUCAAUGGGGCCAGGCUGAAGUAUUGAACUUUCUGCUCCGCUACCAACCCCGCAGCGAGGAGGAACUGUUUGAUAUUCUCAAUUUGUUGGACAGCUAUCUCAAGAGCAGCAGCACAGGUGUGGUGAUGGGAGCUACCAAACUCUUUCUGACCUUGGCAAAAAACUUCCCCCAUGUACAAACUGAUGUGCUUGUACGAGUCAAGGGACCCCUGCUAGCUGCCUGUUCUUCAGAGAGUCGUGAGCUCUGCUUCGCUGCUCUCUGUCAUGUCCGCCAAGUCUUGCAUAGUUUGCCAGGUCACUUUAGCGGUCACUACAAAAAGUUCUUCUGCUCCUACUCGGAGCCCCACUACAUCAAGCUUCAGAAGGUGGAGGUGCUGUGUGAGCUGGUGAAUGACGAGAACGUGCAGCAGGUACUAGAAGAGCUCCGAGGAUACUGCACUGAUGUGUCUGUUGACUUUGCACAGGCUGCCAUCUUUGCCAUAGGUAGCAUUGCCAAGACUUACACAGACCAGUGCAUACAGAUUCUAACAGAGUUGUUGGGGCUCCAACAAGAGCACAUCACUACAGUGGUGGUGCAGACUUUCCGAGACCUGGUGUGGUUGUGUCCUCAGUGUACUGAAGCUGUGUGUCAGGCCCUGCCCGGCUGUGAGGGGAACAUUCAAGACACUGAGGGGAAACAGGCACUUAUUUGGUUACUUGGGGUCCAUGGGGAAAAAAUCCCCAAUGCUCCUUAUGUGUUGGAGGAGUUUGUAGAAAAUGUGAAGUCGGAGACAUUUCCUGCCGUUAAGAUGGAGCUACUGACUGCACUAAUGCGCCUUUUCCUCUUGCGCCCUGCGGAGUGCCAGGACAUGCUGGGACGGCUGUUACAUUACUGCAUAGAGGAAGAAAAGGAUAUGGCUGUACGAGACCGAGGUCUCUUCUAUUAUCGCCUCCUGUUAGUUGGCGUUGAUAAAGCUAAGCAGAUCCUGUGUAGUCCUAAGUCUGACCCUUCUCUGGGACUUUUGGAGGACCAGCCAGAACGACCUGUGAAUAGCUGGGCUUCAGAUUUCAACACAUUGGUGCCAGUGUAUGGCAAAGCCCACUGGGCAACUAUCUCUAAAUGCCAGAAGGGAGAGCCUCAUCGCCUUGAGCUGCCUCCCAAUGCAUCUUUGGCCACACCAGGUCACUUGAUUUCUGAAGAGAACAAAGAAGGAAUACAAGAAUCUCCUGAUCCUGAAGCUCUCGUGCUGGUCCCCAAUCUCCAGCUUACUGCUGAGUAUUUUGAGAAAACAUGGCUUAGCCUCAAAGUUGCUCAUCAGCAGGUGUUUCCUUGGCAGGGAGAAGUCCAGCCUGACACUCUCCAAAUGGCUCUAAGAGUAGUGAACAUUCAGACCAUCGCCAUGAGCAGGGCUGGAGCAAAGCCCUGGAAAGCCUACCUCAGCGCUCAGGAUGACACCGGCUGUCUCUUCUUAACUGAACUGUUGCUGAAGCCUGAGAACUCAGAAAUGCAGACCUCUGUGAAGCAGAGCGUAGCAAGGACUGAAACACUGCAUGGGUUCGUGUCUGUGUUAGAAACUGUGAUUGGAACCGUCGGAGACAUAAAAUCUUAACACUGUCUCGCUGCCUGCCUUGGGGUGAGAUGAACACUUUCAGAGUUCUUUCACUUUCUUACAGAGCUGCUGUGAGUCCACGUAUCAGAUGCAGAAGAGAGUGGGCAGUCUGGGAAUCCCGGCUCUAAUUUUUACCCUAAGUCUCUUCCCUGUUCCCUUCCAGCCUGGGAAUUGAUCCAAAUGGGAUUAAUCCCAUUUUUAAAGGAGAGUGUUACACAGUAGUCUUGGUAAGGGUAAGGAUAGGAUGGGGUUGUUUCUCUGAUCAUUUUAGGGAUUAUAAUUAUUAAAUAUACCUGGUGCCUGUGGAAAUUGGUAGCUGUCACCAUUUUUGAGGGUCUUUUUUUUUUCUUCAGUAAACUGUUCUUGUAUUAUUACUAGGCUGCUUUUUAGGUUAGGAUCCAAAAGUCCUUAAUAUGGUCUAAAGUACCUCUCCAGUGUCAUGGCUCCCCACUCCAGAAACAGCCUCUCUUCUGACACAGUGGUUUACCAAAGAAGAAAACAAAAGACUGGUUUAUUGUAAUCUCUGAGUGCUCCUUCAUCCCAGGCCUUAACAUCUGUUUCUCGCCUAGAGCAGUUCCUUGCUCUCAUGUCUCAACACGCAGUGUGUCUUUCUUAGUUGUGGGUCUUUCAGGGGUUUUGUGUGACUCUCUCUGCCUUGAUUAGGGCUCUGUACUCAAGCUGUCACAGCUGCCACUCAGGAACGGAGAGGAAGCUCAGGUGGUAGGGUGCUCGAUUAGCAUGCACAGACCCCAAGUUUGAGUUUUGGAGCACCACAUAAAAUGGAGUAUGGUGAUGCGUGCCUGGAAUCCCAGUGCUCAGGAGCUGGAAGCAGGAAGUUCAAGGUCAGUGUCAGCUACGGUAGGGUGCUUUGAGGCCAGUUUGGGAUACAUGAGACACUGUCAGCAAAAAAAGAGGAGUCCUGAUGAGAUGGCUCAUCAGGUGAGGUGCUUGCUACCAAGCUUGCAAACCUGAGUUGAUACCCAUGGCCCACAUUGGUUUUUUUUGUUGUUUUUUUGUUUUGUUUUGUUUUUUGUUUCUUUGUUGUUUUUUU